Molecule: messenger RNA, 443 nt
Organism: Teleopsis dalmanni
Lineage: Eukaryota; Metazoa; Arthropoda; Insecta; Diptera; Diopsidae
Exons: 4
Coding region: 66-443 (125 amino acids)
Source: RefSeq, a predicted model, not a curated record
UUCUUGAAGAGGAGAAUAUUAAUUUGUCUAUAAUCGAUAAUUCCAUUUUAGUACAAUUUGGAAGAAUGGAAUACGAGUACAAUGAACAACUGACUGCUUUCGAGAGUUUUUUAACUGAAUUACAUAAAAACCGUUGUCAAGUUUCAGUACAAGAGAUAGUAACUAACGUGUUAGUUAACGAAAAUGGAGUUGAAACUUUCGAGACUACUGCCACUAUGGGCUGUUAUGUCUUCAACAUAAAUCCAGCAUUAGCAAUUGUAUUUAAUCACAUGAACUUCAGUAAUCUCGAUAUGAGAGAGGCUAGUAUAAAUGAUAUUAAUAGAUUAAAAAAUUCAUUCAUCAGGAAAAAAAUUCCUCUCUUGAUAAUUAAAGAUGGUAGUGCCGAAGAGGUUAAACGUGUAAUGAAUUUCGGUAAACUUAAAAAGAAAAAUUACAAAAAAUGA